UUGAUUGGUACAGCUAGCUUGUGGACCCAACCUUUCCUCUGAUUGGUUAUCGCAACAAUAAAGUCAGACUGGGUAUAGCGGGCAUGAAUUCUACACUGAAUGCGGCUUUAUUUAAAAAGUCAGAAGACCAUCCAGACGAAAGUAAAAACUACAACUCUCUCGUAACUGGUGCUGCCCGUAUGAUCAAAAGAUAGAAGCCCGGGAAUCAAAGGACAUUAGGUGUUCUGGUAAACAAUUUGAAAGGUAUAAAUAAUUAAUAAAACUAAAGCAACCUUCCAGCUACAUGUGCGACUCCCAUCGAACAACACGGAUCGAUUAAACUUUUGAGAGGACUUUGAAGUGGUCUUAGUUUACAAAUAUGAUCAGAGUAAUAUUACCAUUGCGAUUUUCUGUGGAGAAAAGAAAGUUGCUGUUUUUCUUCGCUAUUAUUACGAUCACUUUGUCGCAGCCUGCGCGAGGCAACGCACCGAAAAGACUCGACAAAUCUUGUGAAAAUGGUGUUUGUUUCAGAGAAGAAGAUCAAGGACCAUGUACUUCAAAUGACGAUGAGCCGAGGCUCUAUAGGUGGGAACCUAUUAAGGUACAUUUUCUGAGAGAAUUUAUAAGUGAUUUUCUUUGGUUAAAACGACAAAAGUGUCAGGAUUGAAGGAUGUAACUGGCAUAGUAAGCUGAUAUAUUUUAGUUUCUAGAGAUCGCACUCUAAACUGUAAAGCCUACACUUGAGUUAUUUUAGCGUUUUUUCCUACCUAAGAGCUUCAUUUCAUUAUUUACAUCUUAUAUCUUCAGUCUUAAACCAACUUACUCUUAAAGCUUGCUGCCAUGCAACAUUAAACAGCGACACCAUUUUGACUUACCAAACGGAAUCGAAAUCAAAAUGUAAAGCACGUGGUUACCUGUUGAAAUAACAAAAGAAACUUUCAACAAAUGAUAAGUGAAACCCGUAACUUACGCAAUAUCAAAGGCUGUACUCCACUGAUGGUUGAGUCUGGUUAAUUACUUGCAAAAACAUAUAUUGCUGACUUUUGAUUGGUUUGGAUUCAGCUAUAGCAAGCUUACUUAAUUUCCUGUGAGAGUUUUUUUUGUUAUGCAUGCUUGCGGUAACGAUGUAAUCCUAAACACAAUGCAGUCCUGAUUCUUUGAAAAAUUUAAACAACCAAAGAAAGUUAUGUUUCCAUAGCAUCAACAAAACAGGUUAGAGAAGUAACCAGCUCGUUCCCAGGUCAUUCGUCUUAGUCUUUUUCUGAUACAAAAAAAGGCCCUAAGAACGAGAUUAGCGUCGUACUUUUAUAAAGUCACUAAUGAAAAGUUCUGCUUUGCAUCUCAGUCUAUAAUAAAUUAUUUUAAACACCCUGGAAAGUGUCCUUCAUGUGUCAGCACGUGGGUUUUGGUUUAUAUUUUUCCGGCACCGAUGUAGAAAGGUCACGUGAGAGAGCUUGAGCUCGAGCCAGGAAGAAUUUUCAAGAUGAUAACACUCUCCUCGAAGCCUCCGUUAUUUGAAAUACCAGAUUUUCUGGACGAAAGUGAAAGCAAUCACAUCAUUAGUUUGGCCGAAAAGGUUGGCCUGCGAGGGAGUGAUCUCCACCUUGAUGAAGAACUCGAGAAAAGCAAAGAAGUGGUUCGAGGAAAUGCAAGUGGUUCUGCUGGGAAUUUCUUUAAUUGGGACAGAAAUGAAGAUGGAGUCAUUUCAAGAGACGAGAUCAUUAACUUUGCGGAAGAUUUUAAAUAUCUUUACCUCAGUCCAGAGGAAGUAGAUAAUAUGAUAAGCAAGCUGAACAUUGAGGAAUUUGAUGAUGAGCAAGUAACCCAAAAAGAGUUUGCCACACUGCCGACAGCUGCCAUGGACGAAUACAUGAACGAUAUUAAAGAAAAGCACCCAGCACACCGCGAGCGGUUUAGUAACCAGGCCUGGCUACUUCAAGGAAAGCGGGCUGAUCACGUGCUACAAAGAUUGCGAAAGAGGCUUGCUAAACUUUUGAGGCUUUCAGAUCGAACCAUAAGAGGAGGCGAACCUCUACAGGUGGUCAAGUAUGAUGUAGAUGGUCAUUAUAAUGCUCACUAUGAUAGUCAGAAUGUGGCCAAUCAAUCACACGUUAAAUGCUGCCACUUGGAGCUGGCUUUGCUGCCGAACUGUAGAGUCUGCAGGUACGCUACAGUGUUGUACUAUCUAAAUGAUGUGAAGUACGGAGGAGAAACUGCGUUUCCUGUUGUCGACGAGAACACUUUUGAUAAACAGGCAUGGAUCAAUACCAUGCAACACGACAAGUUUAACUUAAUGCAGUACUGUCACGAUGGUAACCUAGUGGUAUCACCAAAACGAGGCAAGGCGGUCAUGUGGUACAAUCACUUCGUAGAUGAAGAAACAGGUUGGUUGGGAGAGAUGGAUGAAUAUUCCCUGCACGGCGGCUGUGGUCUGUGGUCUGGAGUCAAGUGGAUUGCCAACAACUGGAUUACAUCCACUGACGCACCGUGGGCUCAUUUUAAAAGCGAUCACGAUACCGAAGACAGAUAAGCGGCUGAUAUCAACAAAAUAGAUCCUUAUUAGAAUGUUCAGAGCCUUUCUAUUUUUCAACGCACUCGAUGGAAAAAGCGAGGGCGAACGCACAUAGGGGUGGGGGCGGGAUAGGCAAGACGUAUUACAAACGAGAUCACAAAUGUCUUUGCGUCGGACUCGAUCGCAAUAAAUUGUUAUUAAAUGGCUCGUUAUUGACAACAAAGUACAUCGGCUCCGUUUAGUCAGGAAGUCACGUGUGCCCACGGACGAUUUUUCAUAAUCCUUCAUAGAAUCAACGGAACGUCAACUGCUUGGAAUUCUUUGGACUGUUGCAUAUGCUAACUUUCCUUACUCUUCUGAAUGGCGUUAGAGUGCUAUCCUUCUUCAAAUGUUUAUCCGUAGAAUUUCUAUAAGCUUGUUUCUCCCUCACUUUGUAAUAAAAUAAAGUGAAAACAAAACAAGGUA
Orbicella faveolata is the source of this 2956-nucleotide messenger RNA. RefSeq names its product transmembrane prolyl 4-hydroxylase-like. Gene Ontology annotation, biological process: peptidyl-proline hydroxylation to 4-hydroxy-L-proline. Gene Ontology annotation, cellular component: endoplasmic reticulum. Gene Ontology annotation, molecular function: iron ion binding; calcium ion binding; procollagen-proline 4-dioxygenase activity. NCBI's taxonomy places the organism in Eukaryota, Metazoa, Cnidaria, Anthozoa, Scleractinia, Merulinidae. The record is from RefSeq and is a predicted model, not a curated record.